Messenger RNA from Dipodomys spectabilis (banner-tailed kangaroo rat), 5218 nucleotides. RefSeq names its product FA complementation group C (gene Fancc). The transcript has 15 exons. Gene Ontology annotation, biological process: nucleotide-excision repair; cellular response to oxidative stress; interstrand cross-link repair. Bases 195 to 1877 code for a protein of 560 amino acids. NCBI's taxonomy places the organism in Eukaryota, Metazoa, Chordata, Mammalia, Rodentia, Heteromyidae. The record is from RefSeq and is a predicted model, not a curated record. Gene Ontology annotation, cellular component: Fanconi anaemia nuclear complex.
CCCAGCUCGGCUGUCGAGAGACCGCAGGAAAAUUCCAAGAGUCGACACAAACAAAAAGCCAAAUACGAAGGCAAGCCAAGUUCUCAAGCCACAAGAGCCCGGGCCGUGGCGUCCUUCCUGUCACGGGCCAAGUGCCGAAGGCAACGCUGGUGAGGACCACCCGGUCUCUUGACAGGGCAUCACUGUUUCCCAAGAUGGCUCAAGAUUCUGUGCUUGCUUCUGAAUGUCAAUUUUGGCUGAAGAAGCUUUCUAUGUGGGAACAGGCCUCCUCCACUCUAGAAACUCAACAAGACACCUGUUUUCACCUGUCCCAGUUCCAGGAGUUCCUGAAGCAAAUGUAUGACUCUUUGAAAGAGAUGGAUUUUAAUAUAAUCAUGGAAAGAUACCCCCAAAUUGGUCAUCUGUUAGCCAAAACUUGCCGGAAUCCUUUUAUCUUAGCAUAUGAUGAAAGUCAAAAAUAUCUAAUAUGGUGCUUAUGUUGUCUGAUUAAAAAAGAGCCACAGAAUUCUAGAGAAUCUGAACUUAACUUCUGGAUACGGGGUUUGUUAUGUCAGAUACUUUCAGCAUUCAGACUUGAUACAAAAGAAGUUGGUUUUUUCACUAAAAGUCUUGGAUAUGAGCCUAUAGAUUACUAUCCCGGAUUGCUUAAAAAUAUGGUUUUAUCAUUAGUGUCUGAACUCAGAGAGAAUCAUCUUAACGGAUUUAACACUCAAAGUCGAAUGGCUCCUGACCGAAUGACAUCUCUGUCACAAGUUUGUGUCCCACUUGUUACUCUGCCUGAUUUUGAACCCUUGGUGGAGGCCCUGCUCACUUACCAUGGACACGAACCUCAGGAAAUCCUCCGGCCUGAGUUCUUUGAAGCUGUAAAUGAGGCCUUUUUGCAGAGGAAGAUUUCACUCCCUUUGUCAGCUAUAAUCACUCUGUGGCUUCGGCACCUUCCCAGUCUUGAAAAAGCAAUGCUACGUCUUUUUGAAAAGCUACUCUCCAGUGAGAGAAAUUGUCUGAGGAAGAUGGAAUGCUUUAUAAAAGACUCAUGGCUGCCUCAAGCAGCCUGUAACCCUGCCAUAUUCAGAAUUGUUGAUGAAAUGUUCAGGUUCGCACUCCUGGAAACAGAUGGAGCCCCAGAACUAGUAACCUCUCUGCAAGUGUUCACAAGAUGCUUUGCAGAAGCUCUGGAGAAAGAAAACAGAGAGCUGAAGUUUGCACUCAGGACCUACUUUCCCUAUGCUGCUCCAUCUCUCACUACCGUGGUGUUGCAGCAUCCUGAAGCUAUCCCACCAGAACACCAGCUCCAGCCUCUGCAGCGUAUUUCUGAGUUGCUCAGAGAAGCAGUUGAAGGCCAGAUUUGUGGGUCCCAAGGUUAUCCCUUUGAGAGCUGGUUUUUGCUUGCUCACUUUGGAGGAUGGAUUGACAUGGCAGCUCAGCAGUUACUGAGGUUGGAAGCUGAACCUCCUGCAGCCCUGCUGUGGCUCUUGGCAUUCUACUAUAGCCCCCAGGAUGGGAGGCAGCAGAGGGCACAGACCAUGAUAGAGCUAAAGGCUGUGCUGGACUACCUCCUGACACUGCUCUCAAGUGCCCCACUCUCUGCCAUGGAUCUCCAGGUGGCCUCUGUCCAGAGCAGCAACGAAGACUCCAGAUCACUGGUAUGUGGACAGCUGGUCAGAUGCCUCAUCCUGAACUUCCUGCUCUGGGCUCCAGAAUGCCAUGCAAUUGCCCAGGAAGCUAUCACCCUUAUGGCGCACAAUGAAGAGAUAACUCAAGAGAUUAUUGGCUUUCUUCACCAGACCUUGUACAGAUGGGAGCAUCUUGGCCAUGAAGCCCUGAGGUCAGGAAAGCUAGCCAGAGAGCUCCUUCAGCAUCUGCAAGCUCAAGUGUAGCAAGAAGCACGCUGCAUGAGGGUUUGCCAAGGCCAGGGACAGGGGAUGUGACACUGUGGAUGGCCACCAUGUGUAGAGUGAGGCCUUUGAGCUGUGAGUACGAGGCACACGUAUGUUGGAAUAUUCUGGUUGCACAUAUCUUACAGAAUGAGAGGUAUCUCAGCCCACUCAGCCAGAUCUGGUCGGUGAGCUCAGCUCUGCAGCUGUUCAGCCCAGCUCUAGUCAGAGAACUGUGAAGCAAAAGGCCUAAGUGGGAGGCAGGUUCAAUUUCCUUUUAACUCACAUCAAUCUUAGAGGCACCAUAUUUGAAUGAUUCAAAGUCUCUGAACCAAGAAAUUGGUCUUAAAGCACUGGACAGUUUAGAGAAUAACUUAGCCUAUGCCCACAAAUUAUUGUUCAGAAGGGAGGGAUCUGAGGUGAAGGCACACCAUCUUGGUUCCCUAAGGAAUUCAUUGCUCAAGUUUCUCUCAGGUUGAAGUAAGCAAGUGGCAAGUGGUGCUGGCCACCAAUGGAGAGAGAACAGCAGCUUUUAGUGAAAUACCAGGCCCAGAGCUUGAGGCUUUGCCUGCUGCAACCACAGACAGGGCUGACAGGCAGGGCAGAGGACAGGCUUGUUUGAUUAAGGUGAACUGGGAUCUGGAAAUUCUUAAGAAGGAAUCCGUCAUCCCGUGGUUGUUAUUCAUUCCACAUCAGUUAGGGGUUUUCUUCUCAGAUUCAUUCUUGUAUUGACCACAGAUUCUUUUGUUUGUCUGCCAUGUGAUUAAGACCUUUUUAUGUCCAUUCUGAUUUAUGUAUUGGGAGUCUUGAAAUCCUGGCUCCUGUUUGAAGUAUGAAUAAGGUUUAUGGGAAUAGAGGUUAACCUUUGGGGGAAUUACUAAUUUUGCUGGAUGGCAGUGCUAAUGGAUCUACUUGAUAAUCUGGAACAUUCCAAGAACUUUUGACCUAAGCCUUUCUUCUGAGAAACUUACAGUAUAAAGGCGUCCUUGUGGAUGCUCUGAUCACAGCCACCUUAGUCACUACUUCCUCGGGAGUGCACUUCAUCAGAAUGCUCUCCACUUGGAGAAGGAGGUUCCGUGCUUCACGUGGGAGUUGAGGAUGUUUCUUCUCCGGUUACCUUUGAACCAGGCAGUGGUUCCUUCAUUGAAACUGAUCAGCCUCUGUGGCCAUAAAAAAAAAAAAAGAGGCUCCAUUUGGGGAACAGCAAGGAUUCCCCAAAUGAGGAGGCACGAGUAAUUCCAUCUCCCUGGGGAAAUCUGGAGGCAUGGUAAUAUGCUGAUGCUAGAGUUCCCCAGCCCACCCAUCGGUCCUCCUCGCUUCUUUCACAGCAAAUGGCAAAAGUAAGACUGUUGCCAAGCUCAGAGCAGCUGUCUUCCCACUCUUGGGAGGCUGGCGGGGUGUUAUCUCAUCCUGACAUGGCCCCGGGCCUCUGGCUUGUGCGAACGCUCACUGUCUAUGAAGAUGUGAGUCCCGAGCAGCAGGUGCUGGCUUGUCUAUGGAUUCUUUCCCCCUUACUCUGUCCUGUCCUGCCCUGAAGAAAGUGCCAAGGAGGGGACAGUACUCAGAGGUCAGGAAAAGGCAAGCCACACAGGGUAAGGCUGCUUCAUACAGGCGAGACUCACCUCCAGAGGCCCCAGGCCUCUGUGCGCAGGCACAGCGAGCUGCAUGGAGGUGAAGGCCACCAUCCCUUCCACUGCAGUGGAGAAAACAGGUCUCUAGAAUUGGCAUGAAGGGGCCAUGGGAAGGUGACAAGACAUACUUUCCCCUGCUUCCUAGCCAGCUCACCCCUAACCACGCUUGAGAGCUUGAGAGAAGGCUGAAAAUUACAUAAUAAACUCUACCUUCUCUUGCAGUUGCCUUAGAUUUCUAGAAAAGUCUGGACACUUGAAUUCUUGCAGCUUUUUUUUUUGCAAGAAAUUCAAAUAAAUACACAAAUAACAGUCCAUGACCCAGGAAGGCCUCCCAGCUUCGCUCCUUCGUGUGGGCUUCCCAUAUGAGGCUGUCCACACACAGUACGCAGAUGAGCCAGGGCGCCUUUAGCUUCAGUUCCCAGAACGUCUACCACAUCUUUAGUGGUGGCCUUGGUUGCAGAAAGCCAGCUCAUUAGGCCACUUAGCAAAAAGGUAGCCGGGUUGGAGAUCUGGUUUUCUCUUGGCAUUGCAGAAGGUUCCGGACCUAUGCCCUCCUGACAGCAUCCAGAGACAAGGACAGAUGGUAGGCUCUCCUCGCCUGUCCACCAGCCCACCGACUUGCCCCACUUCACUGACAAACUGCUCAGAAGGAAGUGUGGCAAGAAUUUGUUCUGUUGUUGUUUUGGGUUGUUAUUGUUGUACAUAUAAAGUCAGGUUAUACCUAAUUUUGUAUUUAUCCAAUCCUAUAGUCUUUCUCUCAAAAACAAUAAAUACUUCCCUCUGCCUUGUAAGUUUAGAAGCUUCAGGUAUCACAAAAGCUAAACCUGGAAAGGCUCAGUUAUGGCUCAGCACGUGAGGAAGGCAUCUGAGUGCGCCGAGCCUCUUUGAGGAGUCCUGCUCCUAACUCUGCGGCUUGCACUAGCUCUCCACCCAUUUCCCUCUGGUGCAUCAGUGCCGGGAAGAAAUGGGAACUAGAAAAGGGAAAGGAGGAAGACAGGUUUUCCGUUGGAUGGAGUCAACCAGAGGCAGCUGGAGCCGCCGGGAGCCCUGGCAGUGAGCCUGGCCAAGAGCCACCACCCCUCAGUGCCGCACCAAGAUGAACCCGGAUUGGUGCAGGGUGAAUUAACCUGAGAAAUGACUUCUUAUAAGGAAUCCAAGACGAUUCUGCCUGCAUAGGAAGAAAGAGACUGUCUCCCUCAACCCAUCACCACCUCACCUCUCCCAGGGCACAGUAAUGGACAUUGUAUUUUAACAUGGAGUCUUUGGAUUUUAUUUAAAGAAUAAAAUUGCCAAAGAGACAGUUGCAUAUAUAGGAACUUAAUGGGCAGUGUGGUAGCAAAUGAGUUGGGCCUCAGGCAAAUAAACCUUCAAGAAUAAAGUGCCUGGCUUUUGCUUCCCAAGGCUGGCAUCUACAGGACGGGCCUGGGAAUGUGUGCUUUCCCCAGGGAAGGCGCUGCCAGAACUGCUCAUGAACUGAGGAGGGAGGGGAGGGGGUGAUAAGAAGGCUCUGGAAUGAUGGUAUGUUACUUGGAAAAAUAAAAGUGUAUAAAUAGAACUUCCCUAUUCACAAAAUGUAGAAUUCUCUGAUCUUUCAUUUAGAACUUCCAGCUCAUCUUUUGGUUUGCAUUCCAGCCCCUGCCUUCCCCCUCCCCUCCCUUGCAUACUCACAUCCCUGCCUGGGCCACAAGGUCAAGAUCCCAAAGGCCAUUGCUG